AUGCCAGGCAUCGACCCGAAGCUCAUCCAGCACUCACUCAACAUUUCCAAAUCGGCAAAACCAGUGAUUCAAAAACCUCGGCAAUUGGCAUUUAUUCAUGCCGAAGCAGUAAACGAAGAAGUGAGCAAACUUCUCGAGGCGGGUGCCAUCAAGGAAAUAGAUCAGUUGGUAGAUGCAACAGCGGGUCACGCUCGGCUCAAUUUUUUGGAUGCCUACAGAGGUUACCACCAGAUAGCCAUGAACCUAAACGACAUGGAAAAGACGGCCUUUAUCACCCCCAAGGGCCUCUUUUGCUACCUUGUUAUGCCGUUCGGUCUUAAGAACGCGGGGGCCACAUUUCAAAGAAUGGUCUACUUAUUGUUCAGAAUGCUCAUCGGUGAGAUCAUGGAAGCCUAUAUUGACGACAUGAUCGUCAAAAGCCUCAAAGCCGAGAACCACCUCUCUUACCUUGCCGAAGUCUUUGCAAUACUGAAGAAGUACAAGUUACGACUAAACACCGACAAAUGUGCCUUCGGAGUUAGCUCAGGAAAGUUCCUCGGUUAUCUCGUCACAUGGCGUGGCAUCGAAGCAGAUCCGAACCAAAUCUCCGCAAUUCAGCAAUUAAAACCACCAUCGACUCCUCGGGAAAUUCAAAAACUGACAGGGAUGGCGGCGGCCCUUAACAGGUUUAUUAGCCGCUCAUUAGAUAAAUGCCACGUUUUCUUCCAAACAUUAAAGAAGCAAAGCCGACAAAGCUUCAAAUGGACGGAUGAUUGCGAUGCAGCCCUAACCGAGCUGAAAUCUUAUCUUUGUUCAUCCCCGCUCCUCGUCAAACAACAGGCAUUUGAAACUCUCUACCUCUACCUGGCUGUUUCUCCAUAUGCUGAGCAUCCUAUCAUAGUCCUCACAGAGUUUCCACUGAAAAACCUCCUAAGGAAGGCCGAUCUAUCAAGCCGAGUCUCUCAAUGGGCGAUCGAAUUAGCAAACUUUGAUAUUCAUUUUGAGCCUCGAAUAGCAAUCAAGGCCCAAGUAUUGACAGACUUUAUUGCUGAAUUCACUCCUGGAAGCCCAGACGAAGAAGCCUUGGUUAGGCCUGAUUAUGGAAUGCUGGAACAAGACGAGGCUCGGAAAACAUGGAACCUAUUCAGUGGGGACGUUUGGAAGCUACAUGUUGAUGGGGCAUCAAACAGCAACGGUGCGGGUGCAGGGGUUGUCCUUCUGAUCGUUAACCAAGUAACAGGGGAUUAUGAAGCUCGGGACCCAAGGAUGCUAAAGUACAAGGCUACGGCUCUUGAGCUAAUCCAAGGGUUCAAGGGGUUUCACAUUGAACAGAUCAACAGAGAGAACAACGCUCAUGCCGAUGCUCUGGCAAGUUUAGCCUCGGCAAGCAAAGCAUCUGAAUACAGAAACAUCAGCCUCGCCGAGAUCCACCAGCCAAGCUUUGAAGUCCCUGGGGAAGUUCUUAGCAUUUCCCUCGGUCCUAGCUGGAUGGAUGAGAUAGUCUCCUUCCUCAAGAAUGAUACGCUCCCUUCCGAAAAAAAGGAGGCCCAUCGUGUACGCAGCAAAGCAGCCCACUAUUGGAUCUCUGAGAACGACCAACUCUACAGGAAAAGCUUCACCGGGCCAUAUCUUCAAGUAGUUCAUCCGACCGAGGUCCCAACAAUAUUGACCGAACUUCACUCUAGAAGUUGCGGUUGUCACUCUGGCGGGCGUUCCCUUGGUCAAAGAGCUCUAAGUCAAUGA
This is a messenger RNA of Rhododendron vialii, 1722 nucleotides long. RefSeq lists its product as uncharacterized. The coding region runs from base 1 to 1722 and encodes 573 amino acids. Gene Ontology annotation, molecular function: nucleic acid binding. The transcript is spliced from 4 exons. The record is from RefSeq and is a predicted model, not a curated record. NCBI's taxonomy places the organism in Eukaryota, Viridiplantae, Streptophyta, Magnoliopsida, Ericales, Ericaceae.